This is a messenger RNA of Indicator indicator, 1758 nucleotides long. It is a transcript of the gene ACVR2A, whose product is annotated as activin A receptor type 2A. Gene Ontology annotation, molecular function: activin receptor activity; activin binding; ATP binding. Gene Ontology annotation, cellular component: activin receptor complex; plasma membrane. Gene Ontology annotation, biological process: cellular response to growth factor stimulus; activin receptor signaling pathway; protein phosphorylation. Lineage: Eukaryota; Metazoa; Chordata; Aves; Piciformes; Indicatoridae. The transcript has 11 exons. Bases 117 to 1658 code for a protein of 513 amino acids. The record is from RefSeq and is a predicted model, not a curated record.
AAUGUUGCUAUAGAUUGCUUUAUAGCGGUUCAGCAAGAAGGGAGAUUUGUCCAGCUUGCGGGACCUAGGAAACUGGAUACUUUAAAGUCACUUAAAUGUUUUAACAGCAUUGGAAAAUGGGAGCUGCUACUAAGUUGGCGUUCGCUGUUUUUCUUAUCUCUUGCUCUUCAGGUGCCAUACUUGGCAGAUCAGAAACACAAGAGUGCAUCUACUACAACGCUAACUGGGAGAAAGAUAAAACAAACCGCAGCGGUAUCGAGCCUUGCUACGGUGAUAAAGAUAAAAGACGACACUGUUUUGCUACAUGGAAGAAUAUUUCUGGAUCAAUUGAAAUUGUGAAGCAAGGUUGCUGGCUAGAUGACAUCAAUUGUUAUGACAGAAAUGACUGCAUAGAGAAGAAGGACAGCCCUGAAGUCUUCUUCUGUUGUUGUGAAGGCAACAUGUGCAAUGAACGCUUCUUCUACUUUCCAGAGAUGGAGGUCACACAACCAACUUCCAAUCCUGUUACACCUAAGCCACCUCUGUUCAAUACCUUGCUGUAUUCAUUGGUGCCUAUAAUGGGAAUUGCAGUGAUCGUGCUUUUUUCCUUUUGGAUGUACAGACACCACAAGCUGGCGUAUCCUCCAGUACUUGUUCCAACCCAAGAUCCUGGACCACCACCACCUUCACCUCUGAUGGGUUUGAAGCCCUUGCAGUUACUAGAGAUGAAAGCCAGGGGAAGAUUUGGUUGUGUAUGGAAAGCUCAGCUACUAAAUGAGUAUGUGGCAGUCAAAAUAUUCCCCAUUCAGGACAAACAGUCAUGGCAGAAUGAAUAUGAAAUUUACAGCUUGCCUGGCAUGAAGCACGACAAUAUCCUGCAGUUCAUUGGGGCAGAGAAGAGAGGCACCAGCAUUGAUGUGGACCUCUGGUUAAUUACAGCCUUUCAUGAAAAGGGUUCACUAACAGACUUCCUCAAGGCUAACGUGGUCUCUUGGAACGAGCUGUGUCACAUCGCUCAGACUAUGGCUAGAGGCUUGGCUUAUCUCCACGAGGAUAUACCAGGGCUGAAAGAUGGGCAUAAACCUGCCAUCUCACACAGGGACAUCAAAAGCAAGAAUGUGCUGCUGAAAAAUAACCUGACAGCCUGCAUUGCUGAUUUUGGUCUAGCUUUAAAGUUUGAGGCUGGAAAGUCUGCAGGGGAUACACAUGGACAGGUGGGCACACGUCGCUACAUGGCUCCUGAGGUACUAGAAGGUGCUAUCAACUUCCAAAGGGAUGCAUUCCUGAGGAUAGACAUGUAUGCCAUGGGACUGGUCCUCUGGGAGCUGGCGUCGCGCUGCACUGCCUCUGACGGCCCAGUGGAUGAGUACAUGCUGCCCUUUGAAGAAGAAAUUGGCCAGCAUCCUUCCCUGGAAGACAUGCAGGAAGUUGUAGUUCACAAAAAGAAGAGGCCUGUUCUCAGAGAGUGCUGGCAGAAACAUUCUGGCAUGGCGAUGCUGUGCGAGACCAUCGAGGAGUGCUGGGAUCACGACGCGGAGGCCCGGCUGUCGGCAGGCUGCGUGGAGGAGAGGAUCAUCCAGAUGCAAAAACUAACUAACAUUAUCACAACAGAGGACAUCGUGACUGUGGUCACAAUGGUGACAAACGUUGACUUUCCUCCCAAAGAGUCCAGUCUAUGAUAGUUGCACUGGGCACACCUCCCUGGCCACCAGGACUCUUCACCGGAGCUGCUAAAGCUAGAGCGGGGCCUGCUGACGGCAGUGCUGUUUGCUGGGUGAG